This is a messenger RNA of Mustela erminea (ermine), 2564 nucleotides long. RefSeq names its product Fc fragment of IgA and IgM receptor (gene FCAMR). The record is from RefSeq and is a predicted model, not a curated record. Gene Ontology annotation, molecular function: transmembrane signaling receptor activity. The transcript has 7 exons. NCBI's taxonomy places the organism in Eukaryota, Metazoa, Chordata, Mammalia, Carnivora, Mustelidae. Bases 251 to 1708 code for a protein of 485 amino acids. Gene Ontology annotation, cellular component: plasma membrane.
CUGGCUCCUUCCUAGGGCUAGCAGCCAGGGCCGGGGGUGCGCUGACUUGCUGCAGGGCUGGAGAGGCGAGAGGCAGAGCUCUAUCUUGCACUUGGAGCUUCUUGGGGCUCCAGGUGCUUUUCAGCCCUCCAGGGCUGCCUUCUCAGUCUCAAGGUUAAAGAAAAGAAGGUAGAAGGUAUUCAAACACCAGCAUCGCAAAACGGGAGAGAAUAAAAAGAAAAGUCCAGGUGGAUAUUAUCUCUGGACUGAGAUGGCUGGAGAAGCCUCGGCUAAGCCAGGAGAAAGACAGGUCGCCAUCCAGAGGGCAGGAUGGAAAAUGCCCAUUCUCCUCAUAUUGUUGCUCUUGCAAGCUGCAAAUGCACUGAAAGGCCCGAGGCUGGUGUCUGGGGGACCUGGGGGAGCUGUCACCAUCCGCUGCCGCUACAGCCCCUUGUCCAUCAACAAGCACGCGAGGAAGUACUGGUGCCGCAUAAGCCCGGUGACACGGGUCUGCCACACCGUCGUGUCCACCACCAACUACACUCAUCUCAGCUACCGCGGCCGCGUGGCCCUAGCAGACUACCCGCAGGGCGGCUUGUUUGUGGUGACGCUGUCCCAGCUGUCCCCGGAAGACGUGGGGCGCUAUCGCUGUGGCAUUGGCAACAGAAACAACAUGUUCUUCUUCAGCAUGAAUCUGACCGUCUCCACAGAUCCUUCCAGCACCAGCCCCUUGGCCAGUCUGGCUACAGGUGAGCGCAUCACGAGAUCCUCUGAAACAGCAUCACCAGCGGCCAACAGACAGACCUCAGGAACCACCCAGACUGUAGAAAGACAGGGGACAGGAUGGGACAGAAUUGCUCUGCCUCCAGGAACCAACAAAACAAGAGCAUCAGCUGAGGGAAGGCAGACCCCAGGGACAACUGUGGCCAUAGCUGUAGGAACAGCCAGCCAGGGAGAGGGCUCUGUCUGGGCAACAACAGUCCCCAUUCUAGAGAGUCUGGCUUCAACAAUCCGAGGCGUGUCCAGAACGACAGAAGGUAUUUGGGUGUGGGACACCAGAGGCUCAGCAGUAAAUACAGGUAGGCCCAGUGAGGAAAGGAAGGAGACAGCCACUGAGGCCGAUGGACCACCAGAAGAUACAGACUGGGUCAGAACAGCUCUGGAUGUCACGGGGAAAGUCCCAGGGACCGGUAGGCCAUCGACUCUGGUCUCAGGAAAAUGGGUGCAGGAAAUCCUGUCAGAAACAGUGACAACUGCUGCUCAGCCACAAGCCCUGGGCUCCAAUGAAGGAAGCACCCCAGCUGCGAGUGUGUGGACCCAGGGACCCACCAGCAUAGAGAUGGCGUCUGAGCAGGAAGCCACCAAAGGGGACCUAGACAUGCCUGUUGGAGACAGCGAUCCCCAAGCCACACCAAGCCAGGCCCCAGCUGCUGGGUCCGUGAUGCCCAUGGGCAAGAGGUCCUCCAUGAUGAGCGCUUCUCCAGGAGAGAAAAACAUCUCUCGGAUCCUGAUUCCCGUCUCCACGGUGCUGUGCCCCCUGACCCUUGUGGCUUUUGGCCUAUUGCAAAAGAAGCUGCGGACAAAGGAGAUGACUCAGGAGACAGAGAGGGCAGCAGCGGUCACCUUGAUUCAGAUGACAUAUCUCCUGGAUCCGAGCCUGCAGCCAGACCAGCUGUCCCACAUGGAAAGGAACAUGCUCCGGGAUGACUGUCCUCCCCAGAUCUGUUAGCCAGCUGUCUGAACUUUGCGUCUGGGCAAAGCAGCCUUUGAACAAUGGGAGAGAAAGAAAGGAAGGACUCCGGUGUCAGGUUGAGAACUGUCAGGUCGACAUUUCCAGAAGGAUCAGCCCUGCCUCCAUUGCUGUCAACAGCGCCAGAAACCCUCCGUUAAUACUGCCUCACAGCUGGUGCCCAGCACAGGCGCUGUCCUCCCAAAAUCACAGAGAUUUAGUCUUCCAACUUGGUGAGGGAGACCCCAUUGUUUUGGAGAAGUAGGGAAGUUGGAUGUGUCUAGCCGAAUGGAAUCAUAGGCUUUCAGAGCUAACAGAGCCUUACAGUCCUGGGUGAAAUAACUGAGGCCCUAUGGGGAGAAGUAAUCUGGUUGAAGCUAGUGAGUAAUAGAGUAAGGAUCCGAAAAGGGAACCCCUAACUUUGAUCUAGUGCUUUCUCCUCUUCGCCAUUGCUAAACAAUGUUUCAAAGCAAAACUAAUACCAUCAAUGACGUUGCUGUUUCUUGCCCCAGAUCAUUUUUGUGAACACUCUCUCAGUUCUCAGUGACCCUCCUGCACGGUCUGUAAGAGGGACAGGGAAGCCAGAAGAGCCACAUUACCCCAUUCAACCAAUGAGGAAGCAGGCGCGGGGGCAGAGGCUGUCCAGCCAAGGUCACUCGGCCCAUUAGAGACAGGGUCAGGCUGAGAACUCAGGCGGUAAAGGAUCAUUCCACCUACCCAGUGUUUACCAGGGGCGUCCACAGAAGGCAAGCUUCUCAAGAUCGUUAAGAGGUGUUCUGAAGGAAGAAAAAAAGUUGAGGUGGUAGAUCAAACAAGUUUGGGAAAUGCUGGUUAAACAAUAAAUGGGUUCUUACGC